AUGGAUGUUAACACAAGAUCCGAUGCUACACGGCACACCGAUUCUUCCGAUUUAAGAAAGAAGUAUAGUCUAAGGACCCACGUUGGAAAUUUGACUGGGCUGAUAAACUUGGGCAAGAGGCUUAAAACUAUGAAGAGGGAAACCUUUCAGAGAAGAUAUGGAAAUUUGUUGAAUUUAAUGGAGGUUGAAGUACAAAUACCCCCUAUCACAGCCUUGGCACAAUAUUAUGAUUCUCCGCUUCGAUGUUUCACAUUUCAAGACUUUCAGUUGGCGCCAACCAUAGAGGAGUUCGAGCAUAUCUUGGGUUUGCCACUGGAGGGCACCACUCCCUAUCAACAUUUAGAGCAUCAUGCCUCUAUACCCACCAUUGCUACCAUUAUGAAAUUACAUCCCAAAGAGCUUGAAGACAGGAUGAUGAUGAGGAAUCAAUUGCAUGGGUUAUCACAGGGAUAUCUAGAGCAGUAUUUACAUCACCUGGCUGAUAAAGAGGAUUGGGAAACUUUCAUGGAUGUAUUAGCCCUCACCAUAUAUGGCAUUGUCUUGUUUCCCAAAAUAGAAGAAUUCGUGGAUUACACCGCGAUAGACGUCUUCGUGGCGAGUAAAACCAGAUCAGAGAAUCCUGUAACAGCAGUCCUUGCGGAUGUUUAUGGGUCCUUAAGUUUUUGCCAUGAGAGAAAGGGAAAGAAGAUUCUUUGUUGCUUACCGGCGUUGUAUAUAUGGAUGACAGCGCGCGUGUUUAAGGAGAUGGUCGAUGUCAAGAGUCUAUCGGAGACUUUGUCACACCAAGGGCUUAAAGGUAAAGGAGGAAACGAUUGGGCCCGAUUCCUUGCUGGUUUGAGCGAAAGAAGUAUAAAAUGGCGCCUUCCUUGGCUCGGAAAUAAACUGGUUAUCCAGCAUUGUGGUAGUUUUCCUAACGUGCCUCUCAUAGGUGCCCGGUACUGUAUAAAUUACAACCCUCUUUUGGUGCAAAGACAAUUUGGGCAUCCCAUGAAAGGGGCACCUUCAUCAGAUUAUCUUGCUACCCUAUUCGUUUAUUACGAAGACGAGCAUUUCAUCGAACUGUUAAGAAAGGUUAAAAGUGCAUGGGAAAAUGUUGUUCGAGCAGAGAAGGACUUGAGGGAUGGAGUAGUAGAUAACAGGGUUAGUUAUCACACCUGGAUUCUGGAGAGAGUGAAAGUAGUCAAGCUGCCUUUCAAGCCAAUCAAGGAUCAAUCAGUUAGUGAAGGACCAUCCCAAGCUCCAGAAAGUGAAGAGGUGCAACAAUUAAAAGCUGAGAUGGAGAAAUUGAAAAUGAGGAAUGCUAGGUUGGAAAACGAAUUACAAAGGGCGCGUAAUGAUCUUGUGGAUAUAAAAAAUGAUAAUGAAGAAAAGUCGCGGGCUUAUGAAAACCUUGUCAAAAGCCAGAAGGCUGAGAGGGAUUACACAUUUCGAGUGAAACAGGAUCUAGCUGCCGCGAGUAAGGAAUUAUCCAUGAGGGUAAAUGAGAAGAAGGUGGCUUUAGAAGAGGGAAAGGAGUGGAAGCACCUCUACGAAGAAGCCAAAAGAGAUAAACGAGAAGCCCUGAAGAGAUUAAGAGAAGCGCAGAUUCAGAUAGAAAAAGCGGGGCAUGAGAUGAAAGAGAUGGCCAUGUCGUUUGAGGCGGAUAUGAAUCGGGAGCGUUGGAAGCUAACAGAAGCAGAGGAAGAGCAUCGAACUCUGAUAAAACAAAUGGAGGAAUAUAUCGAAGAACAGGAGGAGCGAUGGAGGUCGAUAGAUUCUGAAGAAAGGCAUCAGGCCUUGAUAAAGCGAAUGGAAGAGCACAUCGCCGAGCAAGAAAUGGCUGUAAAGCACUGGAAGGAAAGAUUCUCUCAGUUGGCUGCUUUGGCAAACGGGGCAAUUGAAGACAUCCCCAGGAUGGUGUCGAAUGCUGAAGCAAGCACUCAUUUUUGUAACUCACCAGCGGAAAUAGAAUUGUUUAUUAAUCAUUGUAAAUGUACAAGUGAGAAAACAACGGAAAGUUUUCCAAGACAUCCGUACAGGACCAGAGCUAAUUCGAAGGUCAUCGAGAAUUGGGAGCAGUCACACGAAUCUAUUAAGGCCGAUGUCAGCCAGUUGAAGGAUCAGAUGGCCCAGAUUUUGGCGGCUCUCGAAGCCCUGAAGACCACGGGAGGGAUGACCCCUGCGCAAGUUGAGGGAAGUGCUCAAUAUUACCCUCCGUUGUUCAAUGCUGGGAGCCAAUCUGUUUCAUUCCCAAUGUAUGGAUUGCCUCCAGGUUACACCCCACCUGUGGGAGAAUACACAGAAGGGGAGCAGACUUCAUUCUCUUUCCCUACCACUGCUAACGUACCGCCAAUCAGUACUCAGGGACCUGUUGUAAUGUCUGCACCUAUGGGAAAUGAAGGGAUGUAUGCAAGCAUGACUGAUGGAGUACGAGUAACCCCGGUGCCACCUGUGAUUACCGGAGAGGGCUUUUCUACAAAGGCUGCGCCAUAUACUUUGUUUCAGGGGGUAACUAGUAAUGUUGAUGGGGCGAAAGAUAAACUGGAGAGCCUAGAGGCAAGAUUGAGGGCUGUGGAGGGAUAUGAAAGUUAUGGAUUUGGGGAUGUUUCUAGAUUGAGCUUGGUUCCGGGCGUCAAAAUUCCACAUAAGUUCAAGGCGCCAUAUUUUGAGAAGUAUAAGGGAAAUACAUGCCCAAAGAGCCAUCUAACCAUGUUUUGUAGAAAGAUGGCUGCAUAUGCUUAUGAUGAGCAGCUGCUCAUCCAUGUUUUUCAAGAUAGUUUGGCUGGAGUGGCGUUAAACUGGUAUACCCAUUUAGAGCCGACUCGAAUUCGUUGUUGGGCGGACUUGGCUGAUGCUUUUGUGAAGCAGUAUAUAUAUAAUACACAUGUUGCGCCAGAUCGUUUACAGCUGCAAAACAUGUCAAAGAAAGACAACGAAACUUUUAAGGAGUAUGCUCAGCGGUGGAGGGAAUUGGCUGCACAAGUUGAGCCGCCUUUGUAUGAUAAAGAAAUGGUGGCAAUGUUUGUUAAUACGCUCCAACCACCAUUCUAUGAACAUAUGGUGGGAAAUGUAUCUUCAAAUUUUGCCGAUAUCAUCGUGAUAGGCGAGCGGAUAGAGAUCGGGUUGAAGAAUGGGAAAAUUGCAUAUGGCUCAUCGGUGGUUGCACAUUCUAAAAAACCCAACUUCAACUCAGGAAAAAGAAAGGAAGGAGAUGUGCAUGCAACAUCUGCAACCCCGGUGUGGAGAGGUCAGGUUCCCACUCAUAACUAUCGACCAUACUGGGGUCAACCUCCACAUGCAGCCAAUGCGUCAUUUGGUCAUCAAAUUAGGCCUCAACAGCAACCAGGGUACUAUCAACCACAAUACAUUCCGACGAAUAAUUGGAGGGGAGGGGCGAACGUAGGUUCCAAUAUGAAUGUGGGUCCAAGUACUUAUCCAAGAAGGAACCAAGAAAGAAAUUAUGUUAAUUUUACCCCAAUUCCUACAACUUAUACGGAAUUAUUGCCUCAGCUUAUCAAACAAGGGCUAGUUGUCGUUUGUCCCCUGAAGCCUUUGCAGCCUCCGUAUCCAAGAGGUUAUGAUGCAGAUGCAAAGUGUAGUUAUCAUGGAGGGGCCGCUGGUCAUUCCACUGAGAGGUGUCUGGCUUUCAAGCAUAAAGUGCAGACUCUAAUUGAUUCUGGGUGGUUAAAGUUCCAAGAGGAUAAGCCUAAUAUUGAGGCCAAUCCUUUAUCUGGGCAUGGAAGUGCUUCGACGAAUGCCGUCGAAGUGAAAGAGCAUGAGCUGGUGAGGAAUGUGAAAGAGGUCAGGAGCUCUAGGAGGUUUAUUUUGGAGGCGUUGCUGAAAGUGGGUAUCUUGAAGGGUGAUUAUGAUGAGAGUAUGGCAUGCGCGCUCCACCCAGAUGCUGAGCACUCUAUUGAGGAGUGUGUUAAGUUUGAAGAAAUUCUGCAAGACCUGUUAGAUCGUGGCCUGAUGCAGGUAUGCUACAAGAAGGAGGAGGGAAAUGUAUUUGCACAAACUGGUGAUGAAUCCGGCAUGAGUUUACCAGAACCAUUGGUGAUUCAUUUCACUAAGACUACCUCUAUCCCACCAACUCAAGGAAGGUCGCCCGUUGUUAUCCGUGUACCAGCUCCUUUUCCUUACAAGAAUGAAAAAGCCGUCCCAUGGAGAUAUGGGACACAUGCGUCAAGCGAAGCACAAAGCGUUGACCCUGUCGUCAAAAACAUAUCAGGGAUAGGUGGAAUGACUAGGAGUGGUCGAAUUUUCACAUCACCAGAGUUGGCACAAGAAAGAGUCAAUGAUAAGGAAACAACGAUGGCUGCGAAGGCAAAAGAAUUCUUAAAGGGGAAGGGUGCACAGACAGAGGAGAUCCCCGACAAGGAAGAGAGGAGAGAAGUUUCUGAAGAAGAGGCUUGUGAAUUUUUAAAAUUCAUACAACAAAGUGAAUAUAAGGUGGUGGAACAGUUAAACCGUAUGCCUGCUCGUAUAUCCUUGUUAGACUUGCUCAUGCAUUCAGCAUCACACAGAAAGUUGCUAAUGAAGAUACUCAGUGAGGCUCACGUGGAGCAAGGUAUUUCGUUGAAUAAAUUCGAGGGUAUUGUUGGCAAUAUUGUUGCUAACAAUUAUCUCACAUUUACGGAUGAAGAGAUACCAGCUGAGGGAAGAGGGCAUAACAAGGCUCUUCACGUCUCGGUGAAAUGCCUGGAUCAUGUUGUUGCGCGUGUUUUAGUGGACAAUGGGUCCUCUUUGAAUGUUAUGCCGAAAGCAACCUUGGAAAAGCUACCUUGCGAAGGAAUGCAUAUGAGGCCGAGUUCAAUGAUUGUGAGGGCGUUUGAUGGUAGCAAACGAGAGGUGAUGGGGGAGGUGGAUUUACCAAUGCAAGUUGGCCCUUGUGUCUUUCAAAUAACGUUCCAGGUUAUGGAUAUCCUGCCAGCUUAUAGUUGUCUGUUGGGGCGCCCAUGGAUCCAUUCGGCUGGGGUUGUGCCUUCUACACUACACCAGAAGUUGAAGUAUGUGAUGGGAGAUAAGCUGGUGAUAGUAUCAGGAGAAGAAGAUCUUCUUGUGAGUGGGCCAUCAUCCACACGCUACAUCGAGGCGGCUGAAGAAGCUCUCGAGACAGCCUUCCAGUCGUUGGAGAUUGUGGGAAAUGCUUGUGUGGAACCGUUUCCAGUAAAUCCUCGUCUAUCAUGUGCUUCUAUUAUGAUGGCCAAGAUUAUGAUAAAAGGGGGCUAUGUAUAUGGGGAAGGUUUGGGAAAAUAUCGGCAGGGGCGAGCAUUCCCUAUAGAAAUCGUUGAAAACAAGAACAGAUAUGGCUUGGGAUACAAACCUACCAAGGAAGACAGGAAAAGGAUGAUUGAAGAAAGAAAAGAACGCAGUUUGGCCCGUGUAGAAAGACGAGGGCCCAAAGAGAGCAAAAUUCACAUUGUUGACAUCAAGGAAAGCUUCCGCAGUGCAGGGUGGAUCAACACUGGCCAGAUAGCAGCUGUGGAGGAUGAAGAAAGGACUCAAAGUUUGAGCUUUGUGUGGGCUUGCUCCCCUGAUACUCAACUCAACAAUUGGGAAACACUGGAUUUACCUGUGAUGCUUAAUGUGAACAAAAUAUGUGACAAUGAUUGUUUUGAAAAUAAUGAUAUCAAUGUUCCUAACUUUGAGCACCCUAUCAAUAAUACGGAAGAUGAUUUCGAAGAUGAUGUGGAACCCUCUCCAGAAUUGUUGAGAUUAGUGGAACAAGAAUCUAAGGAGAUAAAACCCCAUCAGGAGGAGAUUGAAGUACUCAACUUGGGAGAGAAGGAUGAGAUAAAGGAGGUGAAAAUCGGUACUAGUAUGAAAACGGAAGUGAGGGAAAGAUUGCGUGUACUGUUGAAGGAAUUUAAAGAUGUGUUCGCGUGGUCUUACAAUGACAUGCCGGGUCUAGAUACCGAUAUUGUGCAGCAUAGGCUCCCACUCAAGCCGGAAUGCCCUCCAGUCAAGCAAAAACUGAGAAGAAUGAAGCCGGAAAUGUCCUUAAAAAUUAAAGAAGAGGUCCAAAAGCAAUUUGACGCAGGAUUUUUGGCUGUGGCAAGAUACCCACAAUGGGUAGCGAAUGUUGUACCAGUGCCUAAGAAGGAUGGGAAGGUUCGAAUGUGUGUUGACUAUCGUGAUUUAAAUCGUGCAAGUCCGAAAGAUAACUUCCCGUUACCACACAUCGAUACUCUGGUUGAUAAUACAGCCAAAUUUUCGUUAUUUUCGUUCAUGGACGGAUUCUCGGGGUAUAAUCAAAUUAAAAUGGCACCGGAAGAUAUGGAAAAAACGACCUUUAUCACGUUAUGGGGAACAUUCUGUUAUAAGGUGAUGUCUUUUGGACUCAAGAAUGCUGGGGCAACAUACCAAAGGGCAAUGGUGACACUCUUUCAUGAUAUGAUGCAUAAGGAAAUUGAAGUUUAUGUGGAUGACAUGAUUGCAAAGUCGGAGUCAGAAGAGGAGCAUAUUUUCAAUCUAAGGAAAUUAUUUGAGAGACUGAGAAAAUACAAACUCAGGUUAAAUCCCACCAAAUGCACGUUUGGAGUAAAGUCUGGAAAAUUGUUGGGCUUUAUUGUCAGCCAAAGAGGGGUAGAAGUUGAUCCUGACAAAGUAAGAGCGAUAACGGAAAUGCCUGCGCCCAGAACAGAAAAAGAGGUUCGAGGUUUUCUGGGAAGGCUGAACUACAUUGCUAGGUUCAUCUCCCAAUUAACUGCUACUUGUGAACCAAUGUUCAAGUUGCUACGGAAAAAUCAGGCUGUAGUCUGGAAUGAAGAUUGUCAAGUUGCUUUCGAAAAGAUCAAACAAUACCUGCAGGACCCUCCUGUAUUGCGUCCACCUAUGUCAGGAAGACCGCUCAUUUUGUAUUUGACCGUACUGGAUAAUUCAAUGGGUUGUGUAUUGGGUCAGCAUGAUGAAGACGGGAAAAGAGAGCAUGCCAUAUAUUACUUGAGCAAGAAGUUCACAGAUUGCGAACAACGAUAUUCGUCGUUAGAGCGAACUUGUUGUGCACUGGCAUGGGCUGCUCAUCGUUUAAGGCAAUACAUGUUGAGUCACUCUACUUGGUUGAUAUCUAAAAUGGAUCCUAUCAAGUACAUAUUCGAAAAGCCCGCUCUCACUGGAAGGAUAGCUCGAUGGCAGAUGCUAUUAUCAGAAUACGACAUUGUAUAUGUUACUCAGAAAUCUAUCAAGGGUAGCUCUUUAGCAGAAUUUUUAGCCCAUCAACCCAUUAGUGAUUAUCAGCCGAUGCAACCUGAGUUUCCGGAUGAAGAUAUCAUGGCUUUAUUUGCUGAGAGCAGAGAUGACAAAAAUGAAAAAGCCUGGACGGUAUUAUUCGAUGGGGCAUCGAAUGUAAUGGGGCAUGGAAUAGGGGCAGUGCUUAUCUCUCCUAAGAAUCAAUACAUUCCAAUGACGGCAAGGUUGUGUUUUAAUUGCACAAAUAAUAUCGCAGAAUACGAAGCCUGUGCUAUGGGUAUUCGAGCAGCAAUAGAGUCUAAAGCAAAAAUUCUGGAUGUAUACGGAGAUUCAGCUUUGGUUAUCCAUCAAUUGAAGGGAGAAUGGGAGACUAGGGAUACUAAAUUAAUUCCAUACCAAGCUUACAUCAGGGGAUUAAUUGAGUAUUUCGAUUCCAUCACGUUUAAUCAUAUACCGCGAGAAGAUAAUCAAUUAGCAGACGCGUUGGCUACCUUGUCGUCGAUGUUUGAAGUUGAUCAAGAUGCAGAAUUGCCAAUGAUUGAAAUGAAGAGUCAUGCGGGGCCAGUGUAUUGUCAUUUCAUCGAGGAGGAAGUAGAUGGUAAACCUUGGUACUUUGAUAUCAAGCAUUAUCUUAAGACUCGAGAAUAUCCAGAGAAGGCAUCCGAAAACGAUAAAAGGGCGUUAAGGAGGUUGGUUGGCAGUUUCAUUUUGAGUGGGGAUAUUCUAUAUAAGAGGAAUCAUGACAUGGUUCUCCUCAGGUGCGUAGAUGCAAAAGAAGCUGAGCUGAUACUAAAAGAAGUACACGAGGGUACAUUUGGCACGCACAUGAAUGGGCACUCAAUGGCCAGGAAGAUACUGAGAGCGGGGUAUUUUUGGUUGACUAUGGAAAAUGAUUGUUGUACACAUGUGAGAAAGUGUGAGAAAUGCCAGGUAUACGCAAGUAAUAUCAAUAUGCCACCCACGACCUUGAACGUGUUGUCUGCACCGUGGCCCUUUUCGAUGUGGGGAAUAGAUGUCAUCGGAGCUAUAGAGCCAAAAGCGUCAAAUGGACACCGUUUCAUAUUAGUCGCAAUCGACUACUUCACCAAGUGGGUUGAGGCUGCUUCUUAUGCUAAUGUGACUAGAAAGGUGGUGACCAAGUUCAUAAAAAAGGAGUUGAUUUGCAGAUACGGGCUCCCUAACAGGAUCAUCACCGAUAAUGCCACUAACUUGAAUAACCAGAUGAUGACAGAGUUAUGUGAGGAGUUCAAAAUUCAUCAUCUUAAUUCUUCUCCUUAUCGUCCAAAGAUGAAUGGGGCAGUAGAGGCUGCUAACAAAAAUAUCAAGAAGAUUGUGCAGAAGAUGGUGGUCACAUAUAAGGAUUGGCAUGAAAUGCUUCCUUUUGCUUUACAUGGUUAUCGCACUUCGGUACGAACAUCGACUGGAGCAACGCCUUUCUCGCUUGUAUAUGGAAUGGAAGCAGUACUUCCGUUUGAAGUGGAAAUUCCGUCCUUACGAGUUUUAAUGGAAACCCAAUUAGAAGAGGCUGAGUGGGUUCAAGCUCGUUUCGACCAGCUCAAUCUCAUCGAUGAAAAAAGAUUAACAGCAGUAUGCCAUGGACAAUUGUACCAAAGAAGAAUGAAGAAGGCAUUUGACAAAAAGGUACAUCCCAGAGAAUUUCAUGAAGGGGAGCUGGUGUUAAAGAAGAUCUUACCUAUACAAAAAGAUCAUAGAGGCAAAUGGACUCCAAAUUAUGAAGGGCCAUUUAUAGUGAAAAAAGCAUUUUCUGGUGGGGCACUAAUUCUCACGAGAAUGGACGGAGAGGAGUUACCAUUGCCAGUUAAUUCUGAUGCAGUAAAAAAGUUUUACGCAUGA
Molecule: messenger RNA, 9021 nt
Organism: Vigna angularis (adzuki bean)
Lineage: Eukaryota; Viridiplantae; Streptophyta; Magnoliopsida; Fabales; Fabaceae
Exons: 3
Coding region: 1-9021 (3006 amino acids)
Biological process (GO): DNA integration
Molecular function (GO): nucleic acid binding; RNA-DNA hybrid ribonuclease activity
Source: RefSeq, a predicted model, not a curated record